This is a messenger RNA of Seminavis robusta, 312 nucleotides long. The record is from the annotation of a GenBank genome assembly. NCBI's taxonomy places the organism in Eukaryota, Bacillariophyta, Bacillariophyceae, Naviculales, Naviculaceae.
AUGCAUCCACCAUUAGAUCGUCCGCAUCCCGAUUGUCAGGAGGUGAUUGACGCUCUGAAUCUAUGUCAUGCCCAAAAUUCCAAGGUUUUCUUUUGGAGAUGUAACAAACCCAAGCAUCAACUGGACAACUGUUUCAAGUUGGAAAAACAGCGCCUUCUCAAGGAGGCCACCAAAGAUUUUAAACAGACUCGCGGCAAAGAAGAUGGGCUCAUGAUGGAAGCUCUGGGACAGAGCAUGUCGUUUCAAGAGUACCUGGCAAAGGACAAGCAAUAUUUGAAGGCAAAACAACAAAAAACAGCUUCUGGCAACUGA